UGCCCACGUGGCAACAAGUCUAACACCAGACGUGGCACGUGAAAAGAGCAACCCCAGUAAAGAUGUCUUUUCUGGCCCAGAAACUGCCACGUCAUCAUCACCUAUAUUGUCACGUGGCAUGAAAUCCAACACUAGAUUUUUUUCAAUUUUCCAUCGACGAUCUCUCUCCCUCUCCCUCCUACAAAAUCCAAAACAACAGAACAUGACACUCUCCCUCUCUACUCCCUUCAAAAACCUCCUCUCUCUCUCUCCAAAGAGGCCCACCUCAAUUCUCAUCUUCCACACCUCAAUUCCCCUCCCUACUCACUCCCCAACCAUGAAUUUCGCACCAGCAUCAGAACCCAAUUCCCGCUUUCAAGUCCCCAGACUAAAAUCCGACGAAACUAACGUCAUUCUCCAAGAAACCUUCAGAAAGUACACGUCCCAGAAUAUGAAGAGGAACGGCGCCGGUGUCGCCAUCGUUUGGUUCCGGAACGAUUUGAGGGUGUUGGAUAAUGAGGCAUUGUGCCGGGCAUGGACGUCGUCCGAGCUGGUUCUGCCGGUGUAUUGUGUUGAUCCACGCCUUUUCAGGACUACCCAUUACUUUGGAUUUCCCAAAACAGGAGCUCUGAGAGCGAAAUUUCUGAUAGAAUGCUUGGCCGACUUGAAAAAGAACCUAACGGAACGGGGAUUGGAUUUGCUCAUAAGACAUGGAAAGCCCGAAGACGUUCUCCCUUUAAUCGCAAAAGCCUUUGGAGCUCAUACAGUUUAUGCUCAUAAGGAGACUUGCAAUGAGGAGCUGAUCAUCGAGCAACUUGUCAACAAAGGUCUGCAAAGAGUAGUGCUGCCACUGGCGGGGCCCAAUAACCGAAAUGCUACAAAUCCGAUGCUCCAACUUAUAUGGGGUAGUACCAUGUAUCAUUUAGAUGAUCUGCCAUUUAAUGUAGGCAGUCUACCAGAUGUAUAUACACAAUUCCGUAAGUCUGUCGAAUCCAAGUGCACAAUCAGAGGUUGCUACAAGCUUCCAACCUCACUCGGGCCACUUCCUAGCAUCAGUUUGGAUGAAAUUGGUGGAUGGGGACAUGUUCCUUCACUUGAUGAGCUGGGACUCCAUGAGGAAAAGUGUAACAGAGGAAUGCACUUUGUUGGCGGCGAAAGUGCAGCUUUGGGCAGAGUAAAUGAAUACUUUUGGAAGAAGGAUUUGUUGAGGAUUUAUAAAGAGACGAGGAAUGGAAUGCUAGGACCUGAUUACUCAACGAAGUUCUCUCCAUGGCUUGCUUCUGGAAGUCUUUCUCCCCGUUAUGUAUACGAAGAGGUGAAGAGAUACGAAAAGGAGAGAUGUGCAAAUGAUUCAACAUACUGGGUUUUAUUUGAGUUGAUAUGGAGGGAUUAUUUCAGGUUUCUGUCAAUUAAAUAUGGGAAUUCUAUAUUCCAUUUAGGUGGCCCAAGAAAAAUUAAGGACUUUAAGUGGAGCCAGGAUCAAACACUAUUUGAAUCUUGGAGAGAUGGUCGUACCGGGUACCCUCUUAUAGAUGCAAAUAUGAAAGAACUAUCCACCACCGGUUUCAUGUCAAACCGAGGACGGCAGAUUGUUUGUUCAUUUCUUGUCCGUGAUAUGGGCAUUGACUGGCGCAUGGGGGCCGAAUGGUUUGAGACAUGCCUCUUGGAUUAUGAUCCUUGUUCGAAUUAUGGAAAUUGGACUUAUGGGGCAGGUGUUGGGAAUGACCCAAGGGAGGAUAGAUACUUCAGUAUCCCAAAGCAAGCGCAAACAUACGAUCCUGAAGGCGAGUACAUCGCAUACUGGUUGCCCGAGCUACAAGCGCUUCCGAAAGAUAAAAGGAAUUUCCCGGGGAAGUCGUAUACAAGGCAAAUUGUUCCUUUGAAGUUUGGAAACACAAGCCAGAGGCAUGGUCAUGCCAAAAAAGAGAUGUGGAAACAGAAAGAGAGUAGGAGAUGAGAAUCCACAUUGGUAUUGGAAUGAAAGAGUAAUGACUUCCAAUCCUUCUAUGACUAUUAACAGGUAUUGUUCUUUUAAUCACUUCCAUUUAAAGAAGAAUUAGAGAUUCAGCUUA
Molecule: messenger RNA, 2051 nt
Organism: Magnolia sinica
Lineage: Eukaryota; Viridiplantae; Streptophyta; Magnoliopsida; Magnoliales; Magnoliaceae
Product: cryptochrome DASH, chloroplastic/mitochondrial
Exons: 13
Coding region: 119-1936 (605 amino acids)
Biological process (GO): photoreactive repair
Molecular function (GO): DNA binding; FAD binding; DNA photolyase activity
Source: RefSeq, a predicted model, not a curated record